AAUAUCUACUCGCCCAGCUGUAAAUAAUAAAAAUUUAAAAGCGUGCAUUACUAUUUUAUAUUUCUACCUGCGGUGGAAGUUUCCGCGAAUCACGCGAACGGAACCCAAAGCAGGCAAAGGACAGAAGACAGGCAGGCCAUCGGGAAGGCUUCGCGUUUUCGCGCAUAUAUUUGAAAUGCUUGAAGAUAUCUCGGCACUUCAUAUUAGUACAGCACGACCGAAGAGUAACAUGGAUUCAAAUGCCACAACAGUCGCAACCACAGUCACAGAAGUGGAAACGUGCUCACUGUCCUCUUUGGAGAGCGAAAGCGACUUGUCGAUGGCAUUCGAACGCGAUGUGGAUGAGCCAACUGACAUUGAUGAGUUGCCCGUUUUUGAAAUACGCGCUUACUCACCUCACGGUCGCACACCAUCGCCCAUUGAUGAAAUUGAGACGGAUGUUAUGACACCAAAGUUAUCGUCACCACAGCGUAGUCCUGGGCGCAAAAAUAACCCAGAAUUCGUAGCGCUUCAUGAGAUCAAUGCACAGAUAUGUGCGCCCAGCGAUAAUGUCAACGAUUCAGCAGCCAACUUAAGCCGCAGCAACAGCCUAGAGACUAUUUUUGAGGGUGUCUUCCUACACACACCGCCCCGCGAGAAACUUAAUAAUAGCGCCGGCUCAAACUCCAAUUCCUGCAAUCGUUAUACGCCCAAACGCAGUCGCGUUAAUCUAAUGGAGCUGGUGGCCAUGAAUCGUCUGCAAACCGGUGGGAAAGAGAAUCAAUCUCCACGCAAAGAGCGACAGGAUGAAUUCACGUAGUUAAGCAUGGGCUCAUCGUUCCAGGAUCGAACCAAAGCCAUAUUGACUGCACUAUAAUUUUUUUUAAAUUAAUUUUAGACUAGCAACUUUAUUUUCCAAUACACAAUGUGUAU
Molecule: messenger RNA, 912 nt
Organism: Drosophila busckii
Lineage: Eukaryota; Metazoa; Arthropoda; Insecta; Diptera; Drosophilidae
Exons: 2
Coding region: 176-799 (207 amino acids)
Source: RefSeq, a predicted model, not a curated record